This is a messenger RNA of Geodia barretti, 294 nucleotides long. Lineage: Eukaryota; Metazoa; Porifera; Demospongiae; Tetractinellida; Geodiidae. The record is from the annotation of a GenBank genome assembly.
AUGCUCUACCACGGAAAGACUGGUCGAGUCUUUAACGUUACUAAGAGAUCUGUGGGCGUUUUGUCAACGAAACGGAUCAAUGUGAGGAUAGAGCAUGUGAAGCAUUCUCGAUGUCGGGAGGAUUUCCUGAAGAGAGUCAAGGCCAAUGAACUGAAGAGGAAGCAGGCGAAGGAGAGGGGAGAGAAGGUGGUGUGUAAACGACUGCCAGAGGAGCCACGGCUGGGACACUUUGUGAGGACGGGAGGCAAGGAGCCGGAGCUGGUGGAGCCCAUUCCUUAUGAAUUUGUGGCAUGA